CUUGGCAUUUGAGCUAGCUCAGCGGUUGUUAACUAAUCAUACGACGGAUUAUCGCUUCUUCAAAUCUUCAUUAGUUCUGCCCUUCUCUAAAUCCUCUCGAAGAGGCUGGGCGUGCAGGCAGCCCUGUCAUCAUAGCCAGAGAAAGAGAAGAAAACACCUGCAACAUCCUUCCCUUGUCGUCGGCGCUUAAUUAAUUGCUCGCCGGGCUUUGAUCCAUAAUAAGCACAGAACGAAAUCUCCGUACUCAAAUUUGUGCUCCCUAUCAGAUCUCGCCUCGCGUCUAAAGCUGCCGCGAUGGGCUUAGUUCGAACACCGAGCAUGAGAAGCGGCGAAUUCUUGGAAGGGAUAAUCAACGACUAUGUUGUCGGUAAAGGAAGCAAGAUGAGGACGCCAAAGAGCUCUUCCCGUAUAGUCGCCGCCCUCACCUGUCUCCAGUUUGCCUUCGCAAUAUAUGCCACCUUUCUUCUCUACUACAUGAGCCCCGCUGUUGAUCUGCGCACUAAGCCAGACUUCUCGUGGGCUAGUCGGAUCGCCCAGCACUGGAAACAAUUCAUCGUGCAGCCUCACAUGCUUCCAACCAUCCAAGAGAAAUACAUUGUUCAGUCCCCUCUCGAGGUGUGUGAGCAUGAAAAGAUCGACUUCUCACAGAAAAAAUCCAACGAUGCUCUGAUGAUCAGACUCAAGAGGGAGCUCUACGAUGAGAUAUUGGAGUUCCAGAAGAGGGACUUGGGAGCCGAGACGCUUCCUGAGCUAAUGAGGAUGAAGUCCAAAUGGAGUCCGCAUGGCCCUAACGUCCCAAAGAUUGCAGUCAUCUUAAACCACUUCAAGCGGAAGACGCUCUGUGCCCAACUGGAUUCGCUGCUCAAUCAGACACUGCCUUUCCACCAAGUUUGGGUCCUUUCUUUCGGAAGCCCCAAUGAGUUGUCUCUGAGGAGAAUUGUCGAGGGUUAUAACAACUCGAGGAUUAGCUUCAUCAGUUCGAGCUACGAUUUCAAGUACUACGGGAGGUUUCAGAUGGCCCUGCAGACGGAAUCCGAUUUUGUCUACAUCGUGGAUGAUGAUAUGAUCCCAGGUAAGAAGAUGCUCGAGAUAUUGGCGCAUGUGGGAGGAACAGACAAGUACAAGAACGCUGUACUGGGCAGUAUAGGAAGGAUACUGCCUUUCAGGCAGAAGGACUUCACGUUCCCGAGUUACAGGAAGUUUAGGUCGAAGGAGGCGGGACUCUAUUUGCCUGACCCUGCCUAUGAUAUCGCUGUUGAACGAAUCGUGCAGGUCGAUUUCUUGUCAAGCUCGUGGUUUUUGUCAGCAGACCUCAUCAAGACAUUGUUUAUAGAGACGCCUUUUACUUUUAUGACCGGUGAAGAUCUCCAUCUGAGCUAUCAGCUUCAGAAAUACAGGAAUGCAGGGUCAUUCGUGCUACCGGCGGAUCCAAAUGACAAGGAAACAUGGGGAGACAGUGAGCACAGACUCGCCUAUGUCUCGGAGACCACCGUGAUCUUCAAGGAUAUCGUCCAAGUCCGAGACGAUCAAUGGUGGAAGGCCCUCACUACAGGUUAUAUCACUCAGUGGGCUGCCAUGUACCCUCAAAAGAUCGAUGCUCUCUUCUACGCCCAUUCCCUCGACCACGUAAGAGCACUGGCACCGCUCCUCGAGAAAUUCCGUACAACUGCAGGCAAAAAGGCCUAUAUUGUGGUCUCGGGCGGUAGCUUCUGUCCCUGUGAAGAAGCUGCAGCUGUCCUCAAGUGGCCGAAGAACGUCUGCAAGGAGAGGCGGUUCAAGAUAUUCGAUUUGGAGAUUGGAGCUAUCUCCGGAGUAUCCAAAUCAGAGGUUCCAGUCGUACAGGCUGUGUACUCGAGCAUGAGAGGGCUCAUCAAAAUACACAACCCUAGCUUGCUCAUUACGGUCGCCGACAUUGAUGUGCACGUGAAGAGCGCACUGCAGAUGGUUGCUGAUCAGAACAGUACUGUGAAUCGCACUGCGCUUGUUCUCUUGCCAAGGUCUUCUAUUCCCAAGGUUCUCUGGAUGGCUGAUCUGCGACCAACUGCGCUGCCGAAUUGGAACCGGAUGCGGAUUUCGGUUAACAUCAUCACACAAAACCGAGCUGCAUCUCUGCAGAGGCUCCUGCGAUCUCUCCAGAACGCGUACUAUCUUGGCGACGAGGUCCCUCUAAGCUUCAACAUGGACAGCAAGGUGGACGAGGCAACUCUCAAGGUGGUCGGAUCCUUCCGGUGGGCGCACGGGCCCAAAGUCAUCCGGCGCCGCAUCAUCCAAGGCGGACUCAUCCGAGCCGUAAGCGAGAGCUGGUAUCCAUCAUCCGACGACGACUUCGGCCUGCUGUUAGAGGACGACAUCGAGGUAUCUCCCUACUACUACAUGUGGAUCAAAUACGCGCUCCUCGCGUACCACUACGAUCCCCAGGUGUCCCUACCGGAGCUCUCCUCCAUCUCUCUCUACACGCCGCGCCUCGUGGAGGUGGUUAAGGAAAGGCCUAAAUGGAAUGCCACGGAGUACCUCAAGAAAAUCCACCCGAACACGCCGUACCUCCACCAGCUCCCCUGCAGCUGGGGGGCGGUGUUCUUCCCCAAGCACUGGAGAGAGUUCUACGCCUACAUGAGCGCGAGGUUCACCGCGGACGCCAAGCAGAACCCUGUGCAGAUCCCCAAGUCGAGGACCAACGGCUGGCAAGCGUCGUGGAAGAAGUUCCUGAUCGACAUGAUGUACCUGAGAGGGUACGUGAGCCUGUACCCCAACUUCCCCGGCCAAGCGAGCUUCUCCACGAACCACAUGGAGCCUGGGGCCCACAUCAGCGCCAAGGGCAACGUGGUGAAGCACAACAAGGCCGACUUCGAGGUGCCGCUGAUGAGGGACGACUUCACCAGGCUGCUGCCCGUUGGGAAGAUGCCCCCUGCGUCCAAGCUGCCGGUGCUCAACCUCUUCAACCAGGCGGUCUCCUUGAAGGGGCUCAAGGCUGCAGGAGCCAAGCUCGGUCAAGAUGUCAUCGGCUGCAGCGGAGCCGAUCGGCUGGUUGUCGUCGAUCGCGAUACCGGAUUGCCCACCAACUGCACCGAGUUCUAAACAUUAACACGUACGUACAAGCGCACCGGCUUUACUUCAAAUUGUUUUGAUACCCUUUUCAUGUAUUCCUAUCCUAUCAUAAAUUAAUUCUUACGGCGGAAGAUCAAAUUGUAUUUAGACUGUGUGGUCAUAACUGUUGGAUAUAUUAUUAUUAUUGGAUAUUUUGUUAUAAUAUAAUUCAAAUAAUAUGUUCACAUACAAGCCCAAUAAGUGAAAGCGUAUUAAGGCCCAUAUCUCUGGAGCCCAAUAGCUUAUUUAAAAUCUAGGGUUUCCUACGCUGGAGGUAACACUGUUGAGCGUUCCAAACUUGACGUCUCUUGGUGUAAU
Ananas comosus (pineapple) is the source of this 3402-nucleotide messenger RNA. RefSeq lists its product as uncharacterized. NCBI's taxonomy places the organism in Eukaryota, Viridiplantae, Streptophyta, Magnoliopsida, Poales, Bromeliaceae. Bases 295 to 3075 code for a protein of 926 amino acids. The transcript has 4 exons. The record is from RefSeq and is a predicted model, not a curated record.